AUGGUCAAAUAUCAAACAGAUGAACUCUAUGCACGUGCCAUCGAAAUUGUCGAUUAUCUUGAUACACCGGAAAUAGAAAAGACCUUUACUGAAUUUGACGAUAAGCUCACCGCAAAAGUUGACACAAAACUGAUAACAUUCAAGGGUAUUAGCUUAACUAUUUGGACCCAAUUCAAGCAAAUUUUCGAUAAGAUUAAGGCAGAAAAAAGAUUUAACUUGGAAGAAAUGUGUCUUCAUGUAGCAGUGGAAAUUCGCGAAUUAGGUGGGAAUAUUAAGAAGGUUACGGUUCAAGGGUUUUAUGAGAGAAAUAUCAAGAAAAAGGAUGUGUACAUUAGUACUUUAGAUGAUAUUGGUUUAUGGUUAGAUAGCAAACUUAAUGUAGUUAAUAAUGCGGAGUAG
Messenger RNA from Rhizophagus irregularis DAOM 181602=DAOM 197198, 399 nucleotides. RefSeq lists its product as uncharacterized. The record is from RefSeq and is a predicted model, not a curated record. NCBI's taxonomy places the organism in Eukaryota, Fungi, Glomeromycota, Glomeromycetes, Glomerales, Glomeraceae.